CCCGGACGUACAUCACGUGCUGAACGCUGUAUAUCAGUAAGAGAGAGCCUGUUGUUUAUAAACAUCUCAUUUUACGAUAAAAGGACACACUGCUCUCCAAAACACAGAGCAAAGAGAGAAUGCAACAUCAGUAUGGAAGCCAGCUGGCCACCGGACAAACCGUAACUACGACAAACGUGGUUAUUACACAGCCCAGCUCGACCGGGUAUCCUCUGAUGGUCACUACUCUCUACGGACACCGGCAAUGGUCAACCGGACUGUUCAAUUGUGUUGACGAUCUUCCCGAGUGCUUGCUGACAUUGUGCUGUAUGCCACUCGUUGAGUGUAGAAACGCCUCCCGUAUAGGCGAGUGUUGCUGCACACCCGUAUUGUGUACCGGGUGGCACUAUCAUAGUCAGAUCGAGGCUCCGAACCCUUGGAGGAAUAGGGGGUUCAGUGUGUAAUGACUGUUUGACCGUGACCUGUUGCGGCCCAUGCGCAGUUUGCCAGAUGUCGCGUGAAAUGGACAGGAUGGAAAUUCUUUGAUUCACAUGACAGUGGAGACAGAGGUGGUCAUCAUCAUCAUCAUCAUCAUCAUCAUCAUCAUCAUCAUCAUCGUCGUCGUCGUCAUCGUCGUCGUCAGCAGCAGCAGCAGCAAAUAUUGCAAACGUUUUACGACAGAUGAAGAUGUAUUGUGGAUUUAAUUCUGCUUGUGUUUUUUUUUAAUAGAGCAUUAAUGUAAAGUUUCUCGUUCCCUGGUCCCCAAUCUAUUCUUCGAUAACAUACUGGUAUGUCAUUCCGCCCCACUGAAUAACAUUUUAACUCUAUAAAACAAUGCUUUACCGGAAACAUUUGUAAUCUGAUAUGAUUUAACCAAUCAUUGGUAUUUAAUUGUCUUGUUAACACCAUGGAAGUGUAUCUCCGUCAAAGGUCUGUGCAUCUUUCUUACAUUCCAAUUCGUCUUGCUUAUACAUUCUUGAUGUAAGUUUUAAAAUGCAUUUAAUAUCUUAUGGUUGGCAUACUUUAAUUAAAUGAUGGGGACAAUGCGACAUGGUUUUAAGGGGGUAUGUACUAUUACGUCAUAUUCUGGGAGCCAUGUUGAUUAGCAAAACUUUCCAAAUAUGGACACUGUCCUGCAGUUCAGAGGAAAGCAGAAGAGAUCGAGUUCCAUGACUGUUCUUAUCUUGUGAAUCUUCUAAGUAAUUAUCUUAAUGAAGAUUCAACAUCCACAUAACAUUACCGGUUUAUGAAUGUAUGUAAAAUAAAAUGAAGAACGUAAAUAUAG
Messenger RNA from Pecten maximus, 1264 nucleotides. RefSeq names its product cornifelin-like. Lineage: Eukaryota; Metazoa; Mollusca; Bivalvia; Pectinida; Pectinidae. The transcript has 4 exons. The record is from RefSeq and is a predicted model, not a curated record. The coding region runs from base 120 to 443 and encodes 107 amino acids.